CUUGUUAAAAAAUACUUGGUAUCCAACAAAAGUAUCGAGUAUUUACUUUUACUCGCUGGUAUCGUUUAAUCUAUAUUUUAUAACAAUCAAGGCGUGUGGAUAGGUUUAUUAGAACGAUUUUCACAAGUUGUGUGAUAUAAUUGGUAUAAAAAAAAUUCAUUCUGACAUUUUGCUCAACUUUCCGUCCCAAGAACGAAAAUAUCGGUGAACUUGAACGGGAUCUCUAAUCUUCUAAAUCUGCUGUUGGAAUUGUUGUGUAACAUUUUACGGUGCUGAGAAAACUAACGUUUUUCAAAAUGGCUCAAGAGAACGAGAUAAGUAGCAAAGAAAAAAACUCGUCUGGAGACGUCCCAUCAUCUGCAACAGACACGACAGAUGCUCUCUACGUUGAAGGAAGUGAUGAAGGGCGUGAGGUGAAUCAGAAUUCUGAAGUGUUAAGAGAUUUAAAAAAUGAUAACAAGACACACCAAACCCCAGAAAAUGUCCAGAAUGAGAUAAUUGACGGCGAAGAAUCUUCCCAUUCGUCAGAGUCUAUAGAUUUAGAAACGCUUCAUGAUGUUGGUAUAACGAUACAUAUUCAGAGCCCGGGUACUGAAAUGCUUUCUGUACAAUUAUCUAGUAUGGAAUUAGUGCAAGAGAUACAUCAACUACUAAUGGAUCGAGAAGAUACUUGUCAUCGUACCUGUUUUUCUUUACAGUUGGAUGGCGUGACUUUAGAUAAUUUUGCUGAAUUAAAAACAAUUGAAGGUUUAAAACACGGGUCUACCAUAAAAGUUAUCGAGGAGCCAUACACUAUGCGCGAAGCUCGUAUUCAUGUGCGACACGUUCGUGAUUUAUUAAAAAGUAUGGACCCCUCUGACGCUUAUAAUGGGCUUGAAUGCAAUUCUCUCACAUUUUUACAUACCAUCACGCAAGGAGAUCUACUCGAAAAGAAAAAAACUCGAUCAGAUUCAGUAGAUUGCACACCACCAGACUAUGUGAUGCCCGGUGUUAAAGAAGCCCCUCUUACUCCAUUACAACCUGGAAUAAAAAAUUCAAAAGUCCCUCAAGCACUGAAGAUUUUGACAAGUUCUGCUUGGAAUCCUCCACCAGGGCCGCGUAAAUUGCAUGGAGACUUAAUGUACUUAUAUGUUGUAACCAUGGAAGAGAAGCGAUUUCAUAUUUCAGCAUGUCCUAAAGGAUUCUACAUAAACCAAUCUACGGACGAAACUUUUAAUCCUAAACCAGAUAACCCCAGUCACUUAAGCCAUUCGUUAAUAGAGCUUUUAUCGCAAAUUUCCCCAUCUUUUAAACGCGCAUUUCAACAGAUGCAAAAGAAGCGCACAUUGCGCCAUGCCUUCGAACGUGUUGCUACGCCUUACCAAGUGUAUCAAUGGACCGCACCACAAUUAGAACACACAAUUGACGCGAUUCGAGCAGAAGAUGCAUUCUCUUCGAAGCUAGGGUAUGAAGAGCAUAUACCUGGACAGACCCGUGACUGGAACGAGGAGUUACAAACCACUCGUGAAUUGCCUCGCAAAACACUAACAGAGCGAUUGUUGCGAGAACGUGCUAUUUUUAAAGUGCAUGGAGACUUUGUAAUUGCAGCUACACGUGGUGCGAUGGCAGUUAUAGAUGGUAAUGUUUUGGCUAUAAAUCCAGGAGAGGACUCAAAAAUGCAGAUGUUUAUUUGGAAUAACAUUUUUUUCUCGCUGGGUUUCGAUGUGAGAGACCAUUAUAAGGAUUUCGGCGGUGAUGUAGCCGCUUUCGUUGCUCCUAGAAACGAUCUCCAUGGUGUACGCGUUUACAGUGCCGUAGACGUAGAAGGACUGUAUACGUUGGGAACAGUAGUUGUAGAUUAUCGCGGUUUUCGAGUAACAGCGCAAUCGAUUAUACCAGGUAUUUUAGAAAGGGAGCAGGAACAAUCGGUUGUUUAUGGUUCAAUUGAUUUUGGAAAGACAGUCCUUAGCCAUCCUAAAUAUUUAGAAUUGCUUCGGAAGGCUGGUAAACAUUUAAAGAUUAUGCCCCAUUCAGUGUUAAAUGAACGCAAUGAGCCAGUAGAGUUGUGCUCUUCUGUUGAAUGUAAAGGUAUUAUCGGCAAUGAUGGGAGACAUUAUAUUCUUGAUCUGCUUCGUACGUUUCCACCCGAUGUGAAUUUUUUAGUUUUGGAUGAUAUCCAAAUCAGCCCAGAGCUCCAAGUUCUAGGAUUCCCUAUAGAGCACAAGCAUAAAUUAUCUUGUUUACGUCAGGAGCUACUUGAGGCAUUUAUCGAAGAUCGUUACGUUACUUUUAUACGUAGUGCUGCACAGCACUUACAGAAUUUUAAUUCACAAAAGGCAUCGUCUGAAAAUAAUAAUGAAUUAAAAAGUAAUGAAAAUAAAUUAUCGGACCAAGCAAACGAAAAUCAGAAGUCAGAUAAUUUGGAAAACAAUACAACUGAUGUUAUGGUACAUACUCUGGAUGCAAUUAAAGAAGCGCAAAAUAAUGUCGCUACUGCUGAUGAGAACCAGGCAGCAGAUGUUGUGAGACAUGCCUGUGCCGCUGUUGGUUCAUUAAAAGAACAAGAGUUUGAUUUUCGUUUCAACCCAGAUGUAUUUUCACCCGGAAUACGUCAUUUUGAUGACCCAAAUCACUGCAAUUCAAUUUCUAAGCAAAAAAAACUUAUCCAAGAAGCGGCCGAAUUUUUGGUUAAAAAGCAAAUACCGGCCUUUAUAAAAGAACAUAUGAAUCACACAUCACCACCAAUGGAUGGCACAAGUUUAACCGAAGCUUUACAUAGUCAUGGCAUUAACGUGAGAUAUCUUGGUAAAGUAAUAGAUAUGCUAGAAAAAAUGCCUCGGAUGGAAUAUUUACAUAGAAUAGCCGUUGUUGAGCUAAUAGUACGAGCUACGAAGCAUAUUUACUACACAUAUAUGCAAGGCACAGAUGUUAUGCACUUGGCGAAUGCCAUUAGUCAUUUUUUGAACUGUUUUUUAUCAUCGGGACCUGUAUAUGUGACAAGCAAUACAAGUGACGCAAAUAAAUCAAAUAGACGUGGUAAAAGUAAAAAAUAUAGCAAAAAUGCUGUUUUAAUAUCCCAUGUAAAUGCCCUUGGAAACAAAAAUGCGUUAAGUUCCAAUCAGAGUGAAUUUCUUUUAAUGACCCCAAAGUCACUUUGGAUGCAAAUUAAAAAAGAAGCUAAAUGCUAUUGGGAUUAUGAUCUCAGAUGUGACUCAAUUGAAACAGCAGUUGAAAUUUAUGGUUUUCAUCGAGUAGCUGUUUUAAGAUCUUUCUGCCUAAAAGUUGGAAUUCAAGUGUUGCUGCGAGAGUACAAUUUUGAGUUACGAAACAAGUCAACAUUCAACGAAGAGGAUGUACUGAAUGUAUUUCCAAUUGUUAAACAUAUAAGUCCACGUGCAUCGGAUGCUUACAAUUUUUAUACCACUGGCCAAUCGAAAAUACAACAGGGACUUUUCAAAGAAGGUUAUGAACUUAUUAGUGAGGCGCUUAAUCUUUUAAACAAUGUGUUCGGUGCAAUGCAUUCCGAAAAUGGCUCGUGCUUACGGAUGUUAGCUCGACUAAGCUAUUUAUUGGGAGAUCCACAAGAGGCCUUGGCUAUACAACAACGCUCAGUUAUAAUGAGUGAACGUGUGAACGGAAUCGAUCAUCCAUGUACCGUACUAGAAUACACGCACUUGUCAUUGUAUUGUUUUGCUAAUGGACAAAUUGGUGCAUCCCUAAAACUACUUUACCGUGCUAGAUAUUUAUUGGCUUUAAUAUGCGGUGAAGACCACCCAGAAGUUGCACUCAUAGAUAGCAAUAUCAGCUUGAUUUUACAUGCUGUUGGAGAGUACGAGUUAUCAUUACGAUUUAUUGAACACGCGCUGGAGUUAAAUUUGAAGUACUUUGGAGAUAAGUCUAUGCACGUCGCAGUUAGUUAUCAUUUAGUUGCAAGAACUCAGUCAUGUAUGGGAGACUUCCGCUCAGCUUUAAACAAUGAAAAAGAAACGUAUGCCAUUUAUAAGUCUCAGUUGGGAGAAGCUCAUGAGAAAACUCGAGAAUCAGCGGAAUGCUUGCGCUUACUUACACAACAGGCUGUACUCUUGCAACGUAAAAUGAACGACAUAUAUUCAAAUGGAAAAUUAAGCACUGGAUUGCCACCAAUACAUAUACAGCCGCCAACCAUGGGCUCUGUUUUGGAGAUGCUGAACACUAUAAAUGGGAUAUUGUUUGUUCAAAUCAGUCAAAAGGAUAUAGCUAAGGUGCGUACUGAAAUAGAAAAACAUUUGAAAAACACAAAUGAUGUUAAUGAUGCUACUGAUGCUAAUGAUGCUGCUGAGACGGUUCAGAAAGUUAAUAGUUCUGAUUAUGCAAGUCAUUUGACAAAUUCUUCAUCCAUUGCUGAAAAGACUGGCAUAAUGAUCAACAGAGAUGAGAGCAGUAAGGAUAAAGUUUUUAAGAGAUGAGUGUCAAGUAUUUGGUAAUAGAAUGAAUCAUUUUAAUUUAAAACUACUUGGAAUAAAAAAAGUUGCUAAUCUGCCAUUUCAAA
Messenger RNA from Rhagoletis pomonella (apple maggot), 4507 nucleotides. RefSeq names its product protein clueless (gene clu). The coding region runs from base 297 to 4424 and encodes 1375 amino acids. Lineage: Eukaryota; Metazoa; Arthropoda; Insecta; Diptera; Tephritidae. The transcript has 8 exons. The record is from RefSeq and is a predicted model, not a curated record. Gene Ontology annotation, biological process: intracellular distribution of mitochondria. Gene Ontology annotation, molecular function: mRNA binding; protein binding. Gene Ontology annotation, cellular component: cytoplasm.